Messenger RNA from Desarmillaria tabescens, 951 nucleotides. RefSeq lists its product as uncharacterized. The record is from RefSeq and is a predicted model, not a curated record. The coding region runs from base 122 to 718 and encodes 198 amino acids. Gene Ontology annotation, cellular component: membrane. The transcript has 6 exons. Lineage: Eukaryota; Fungi; Basidiomycota; Agaricomycetes; Agaricales; Physalacriaceae.
AAGACAUACUCAAGCAACAACAAAAUGCUGGAUAGCAACCUAGAGAACAGUGUGGACAUGGAACACGCGGGAUUUCCCACCUUCCGUAAGCUGCUGAGUGGCAUCCCACGGUUGUGCUACUAUGCUAGAAUUGUCCAAGCAGGUGACACCUCUCAUUUCUGAGGGUUUGUCUAAGGGACGACCCUCCGCCUUUUCCCCCGUAUACAUCAUGUAUCUCAUUGCGCGCGCGGUCUCCCAACAAAAUUUUGACUCCAAAAAGACUUGGGAACAACUUAUCUUGAAAUGGAUCGAAAUAGCCAUGAAAGUUAUUAACGGCUUCUUCGUCACUUUCUUCAAAGACUAUGUUUAUGCCUUCCAUUGGUUCUCAAGAGGUUUAAUCAACGCUAAGGAUUUUCCUCUUGCGAUUUUCAUCGGACCUUGGAUCGUCCUGAUCCCUCUCAUUCUCGUCUUGGCCCCCCUUAUUCUCAUCCAAGAGGCAGUUGUUCUCGUACUCACGGCCCUUGGGUUUGAUGUAUCGGGGGUCACCUGUAGCUCCCCCGCUGCGCUAUUCCAUAGUUUUUGCUACGAUGAAGACACCUCCGCCGGAUCCACGUUUGCGUAUUUGCAAUCAGCCGGGGCGACGUAUCAAGUUGAUACUGUCAGAAAUCCAGUUCUCCUGGUCAUUAGGGCACUGGCCGGGGUGGUGGCAGUUUAUAUAAUUGUGUCGAUGAUUCAUUGAGGCUCUUUCAUUUUCUGCUUUACUGCAUACUCCCGGUGUUGUGCUCUCACAUGUAAUCAUAGUAGAAUUAUCGCUGGUCGACAUGUCGACAGACGAGCGCGAACGGCACUCUAUCGCAAUUUCCUAACACUCACUACUGCGCUUUUCUCUUCUUAUGGUACAUAGCGAGAAAGUCGUCGAGUCGUCGAGUUGUUGCGGAUGACGCAGCAAGAUCUAGACUUUACCAGAAGAAC